AUGAAGCAGCAGCAGCAGCAGCAGCAGCAUCCCGGCGGCGGCGCGGAUCCCUGGCCCCAUGGGGCCCCUCUGGGGGGCGCCCCUCCCGGCCUGGGCAGCUGGAAGCGCCGGGUCUCCCUGCUGCCCUUCCUGCGCUUCUCCCUCCGGGACUACGGUUUCUGCAUGGCCACCCUGCUGGUCUUCUGCCUGGGCUCCCUCUUCUAUCAGCUCGGCGGGGGACCCCCGCGCUUCCUGCUCGACCUGCGGCAGUAUUUGGGAAAUUCCACUUACUUGGAUGACCAUGGACCACCUCCUAGUAAGGUGCUGCCUUUCCCGAGCCAGGUGGUGUACAACAGAGUGGGCAAGUGUGGGAGUCGGACCGUCGUCCUGCUUCUGAGAAUCUUGUCAGAGAAGCACGGAUUCAAUUUGGUCACGUCAGACAUUCACAACAAAACCAGGCUUACUAAGAAUGAACAAAUGGAACUGAUUAAAAAUAUAAGUACUGCCGAACAGCCCUAUUUAUUCACCCGACAUGUUCAUUUCCUCAACUUCUCAAGGUUUGGAGGAGACCAGCCUGUCUACAUCAACAUCAUCAGAGAUCCUGUCAACCGGUUUUUAUCUAACUAUUUUUUCCGUCGGUUUGGAGACUGGCGAGGAGAACAGAAUCACAUGAUUCGCACCCCCAGCAUGAGGCAGGAGGAGCGCUACCUGGACAUCAAUGAGUGUAUUCUUGAAAACUACCCCGAGUGUUCCAACCCCAGAUUAUUUUACAUCAUUCCAUAUUUCUGUGGACAGCACCCCAGAUGCAGGGAGCCUGGUGAAUGGGCCCUUGAAAGAGCAAAACUGAACGUGAAUGAAAACUUCCUGCUUGUGGGGAUUCUCGAAGAGUUGGAAGACGUGCUGCUUUUACUGGAAAGAUUUUUACCUCAUUACUUCAAGGGUGUGCUCAGUAUCUACAAAGACCCAGAGCAUAGGAAACUUGGGAACAUGACUGUGACCGUGAAGAAGACCGUCCCCUCUCCCGAGGCCGUGCAGAUUCUCUACCAGCGAAUGAGAUACGAGUACGAGUUCUACCACUAUGUCAAGGAGCAGUUCCACCUGCUGAAGCGCAAGUUCGGACUCAAGUCUCGCGUCAGCCACCCACCGUUGAGACCCCAGUUCUUCAUCCCGACCCCACUGGAAACCGAGGAGCCGAUCGAUGACGAGGAACAGGAUGACGCGAAGUGGCUCGAAGAUAUUUAUAAGAGGUGAUGCCAGCGCUGUGUUGCCUCCAGUGGCUUAAUCUCCCUUUCCAGAAAGUUUGUGUGUGUGUGUGUGUGUGUGUGUGUGUGUGUGUGUGUGUGUGUGU
Molecule: messenger RNA, 1327 nt
Organism: Budorcas taxicolor (takin)
Lineage: Eukaryota; Metazoa; Chordata; Mammalia; Artiodactyla; Bovidae
Gene: UST
Product: uronyl 2-sulfotransferase
Exons: 8
Coding region: 1-1230 (409 amino acids)
Cellular component (GO): membrane
Molecular function (GO): sulfotransferase activity
Source: RefSeq, a predicted model, not a curated record